AGCACACACUCUAGCUCUCUAGCGAGAGCAAGCCACACAGACACACGGGGAACAGAGCCGACCGUACUGGGAAUUUCACAAUGGCAACGGCAAUCCGUUGUACUCUUCCCAACUGUUCCUGUGAGUGUUUCGCUCCUGGGAAGAACCAGCUACGAUCAUGUGAGCAAUGCCGCCAUGGCUGGGUAGCCCACGCUCUGGACAAGCUCUCCACCAGUCAAUCCUUCCCGUCACUCCGAGCUGAAGUCGUCCACUCAGACAUCGUCUUUGACAUAGCCAGCCUGAUACUGUAUGGAACCCAAGCUACACCGGUUCGCUUGAGGAUUCUGCUGGAUCGUCUGUUCAGCGUCUUGAAGAAUGAAGAGGUGGAUAGGAUUCUGCAGGGGCUUGGAUGGGGACAUGAAGACUAUGCAAGAGGGUACAUUCUUCAGGAUGCAGACGGAAAAGUCCUCGAGCAGUGGACUUUAUCUAGCAAUGAAGAGGAGCCCGUCAUUUUGAACCAAUUCCUUCGUUUCGGCGAGACCAAGUCCAUCGCCGAGGUCAUGCUGAAGGAGCUCCAGAUGAAAGACUCUCAGCAGGUACAGAAGAAGAACGAAUCUGAUAUCCGGGCUUUCAUCGAGAGGAUUAGUGGUGGGCGUAAACCGGUAAACAAUUCGUACAGUGGAAAUGCUGUGGAGAGACUUCCAGUGACACCGGAGUCACCAAGAACUUUACAGAAGUCGCUGCUGCCAGUAGACAUCCAUGGACCAGAUGCAGAGAGGCAUCAAACAACGCCCCCUAAACCAAACACUGAACAUAGAUGCUCAGGUCAGAGCCCAACUGUAGCAGCGCACAACAUCCAUCUUGCUAACUUAGAACAAACAGUGUUAAACGCUGGAGUAAUCCACUCUAGAGUACCCUCAUGUAGUAGGGUUAAGACAACUCCAGAAACCUCAAAGAAACCUCUUGUGAAUUCAGUUCACAGAGAACCUUCCCCAACUACUUCCAGUGCGCCUCCAUUACUGAGCUGUAGUGUGAGUAUGUUUCCACACUCAGUCAAACGUCAGUCUGGUUUCUCAUAUAAGGGCCUCAGAAAAGUCGCUCUUUCCAAGCGGCGAACCUGGACACCAUACUCGAUUCUUCCAAACAGCAAACAAGUCAAGUGUAACACGUGCGGGAAGUGGUUCUACGACAAAGGUACGUGGAAGAUCCAUUUCGGGGCGGUGCAUCUUAAAGUGAAAUACAGGUGUACAGUGGAAGGAUGUAACAUGGCGUUUAGCUCCUUACGGAGUCGUAACCGCCACAGUGCCAAUCCGAGCCCACGAAUCCACAGAACAGUUUAUAACAAUCGACGCAACCACAUUAACAGACGGAAGAUCGGCUUUCAGGAUGAGGAAGCUCAGCUACAGCCUGAGACUCCUGAGAAAGCUGAACAACACUGUGAUAAUGAAGAUGAUGUUGCAAUGGUAAUGGAUUCGGAUGGAAAGACAACAGAAGAUGGUGAUGUUGUGAUGUUGGAAGACCAAAAGCAAGGCACGGAUUCUAAUACUGCGUUCAGUGACAAUGAUAAUUCCGUCACGUCGCUUAAUAACUCAUCCCCGGAAAUGAUCAUUGAGGAUGAUAAUCCCCAAGAUGCUCUCGAUGACUCGUUACCAGAAUUUAUGGAAGAUCUCAAAAAGGAGGACGAUGAUUGUCCUCCUGAGAAAUCUUCAGAAAUGGAACCUCAGUCCUUCCAGAUGGAUGUAAAACCACCAGACAUCCAAGAACAAUCACAUCCAACUAGAGAAUCCCCAACUAUGCAUCAUUUUAAGAAACGCAAAAGCACUGCUCCGAGGAAGGUUUUCAUUCAGAAACAAGAGGAGGAAGCGGAUUGCCAGGAGGACGUCAUGUUCAAAACAGAAGACAUGACAUCUCAGGAGAACAACAUCCAGCAAGAUGCUGAGGAGGAUGAAACAGGGAUAGACUUGGAUGACAUUACCGAGUAUGAAACGAAUAACGCCGACCAGUCCAAUGAGCAUCAGUACAUUCCUCCUCCAAUGUUCAAUCAUAAGGGACGACCGUCUCCAGACAGGACGUCCAGCAGUCAACCUCAAGGUAUCGACAGCCUCCUACGGGAGCAGGAUAACCUUAGAUAUCACGUCGCUGAACAAAUGGGCAUUGGGUUAGACACCUGUUUCUAUAUCAACAACGAGGGCCUUCCCUCGUGCUAUCUGUGUGGUAAGACAUUCCAGAGCAAACAGACGGUCAAAGUCCACUACCAGAAUGUCCACUUGAAACUCAUGCACGCUUGCACCAUCGAUGGCUGCAAUGCAAUGUUUCCUUCGAGACGGAGCCGAGAUCGACAUAGCACCAACUUCAAUCUCCACAGAAAACUUUUUGAAAAAGGUGUUCCUUUAAAGGACGGGUUCGAUCAGGUCCACCCACCUGAGCCGACGUUUGGUCUGGCACCAGGCCAAGGAAAUGAUUCAGAAGAAAGACCGAAUCACAAAUUGCCAGACUCGCAGAGAAAUGCAGAUUUUUCGGAGGAAAUUGGAACGAGUCUCCACCCAAUAGCCGUAACAACUGAUCUAAAUUUGGAAAAUAGCAAUAACGGAAUUCAACUCUCAUCCACUGAAAUUGAUCUUAGACUAACAGGGCAGAAUCUUCACUCGCCCCCGAAUAAGCUCCGGUACAACAUGCAAGAUCAUUCCGCCCCGUCCUUUGAGACGGCCCCGCCCCAGCGCUUCAUCAUGCAGGUAGAUCAGAAUGGACAGUCCCCUCUAGCAUACAACCCACCCUUCAACUCCCAAAACGUCACACCCAUCACCCCGCCCCACGACCGCCACCCCUUCAAGUUUGUCGGCAGUCUGAUCUGCAAUAUUUGCAAGAAGGCGUACAGCACCAAAGAUACCCUGAGAACCCAUUAUAAGAAUAUCCACCUGAGGGAGAUGCAUAAGUGUACUAUUCAGGGAUGUAAUCUCAUGUUUUCCUCUGUGCGGAGUCGGAAUCGACAUAGCCAGAAUCCAAACUUGCAUAGACAUUGUCUUGAAGCUGACGGAAACGCAGACGGGGCUGAUCAUAUUUAGGGGGAAUUCCAACAAUGAGUCAACCUUAUUUUAACAAAAAUCGCGAGGGGGGAUAUUUUUUAAGUGUGGAGUAGACUUUUUUAUGUAGAGGGAAGUUCUUGGUGCAUGUAAAUCUAAGUAUACGUGGAAGUUUUAUAGGGGUAGCAUUAAAAACAAAAGUUUGAACUGUCAAAGAAUACCCACAAUCUCUAAAACAUCAAGCCAAUUUCAUUGCCUAGUCAAGGUGUAAAAUGAGGUAGUAGUUUCAUCUGGUACAUGGAGUUGCUUUAGCAGAUAAAAAUGUUGCGCAAAAUGCAAUUUUGUUCUGCAAUUUGCAACCCAUGUGCUGAGUUCCAAUUGCUUCAUUUUAACUUACUGAUGUUGUACAUGAAAGCAAAGGGGUUACGCAUGAAGGCUGGAAUAACCGAGAGUUAUCUCUAAACACCAUUGAUACAGUAAGGUCUUAAGAAUUAAGUACCAUACAUAGUAAGCCAUUUUCCUUGAAUCGGGCAUAGCAAAUGUUACACAAAAUGUCUUGUUUGCUACUCAAAAAUCAUCAUAACCUCAGACCUUGAACUUUGCUCCUGAAGAGGCACAGCAGUUAUGGGGGGAAAGUAAGUUUGUAUUGGAGCCUUGUUGAGGGCACCACAGCAAAAUCACAGGGCACCACAGCAAUUGCUGUGUGUCAUUGUGAGGCCUGUUACCUACUCAAUAUUAGCAAUCAGUUUGCACAAAACUUGUUUAACUGACGAUCAAAAUAUUUUGUAAUGCAAAAUUACAUGAUGAAUAAAUUUUGGAACACAAACUUAAAAGUAAACCACUCAAUGAAAUGACCUCACCCAUUGAUAUUAAUAGUAACAUGUUCACUCAUUUAAUUUAUUGAUGCCCAAAUUAGACAUAAUGUAUAAAAACUACUCUUUUUAUUGCAUAGAUGGGAAAAUGCAAUUUUGAUUCAUUGAUUGUCUUCCAAAAAGUAUUGUAAUUUUAUUAUUUAUUCCAAAAGCGAAGAAAUUAAUGCAAGGGUGACAUUUUUAAUUCAUUGCUUGUAUGUUAUAAAUGCUACAAGGGAUGUUGUUUGUGUAGUAUUAUAAUGACCUUUUAAAACUUUAAUUACUUACUUAUACUAUUCAUUUUUAUUCUGACAUUACCAAAGUUAUACAAUUUUCUAAAAUUAUGAAAUAUGUACAAAGAAAUGGUUGAAUAGGAUGUAUUCCUAAACGCCCCCCAAAAAAUUUAAAUCAAAUAUACGGGUGCAUGUACUCCUGCGCAACCAAAUUGUACCAAAUUGCGGAAUGAUAUUAAUUUUUUUCUAAUUUCAUGCGCAGUUUGAGCUGAGGACGAAACUGUCAAAUGCCAAGGUGUAGGCCUAUACAGAACAACAGUCGGCCAAAGAUGUGCCUUCUUUUGGUCUCAGUGAUGGCUCUGUUUGACAUGUUUUGAGCCUUUAACGAUGUUACUUAAAUAUGCAAAGGGUUAAUUUUAAUUCAAAGGGUUAAUCUUAAUUCACUACUUAUAGUGCGCAUAUUCCAUGUAUACAUGUACAUCCCCUUAAGGUGAUCCCUCUCCUGUAGCGUCCCGUGUUGUAUCAUAAACAUGGGUGUAAUCCCUGACUAUUUGCAGUUACAGGUUUUAACCUGCAACUGUUUAAAAAUGGGUUCUGACAAGCACCCCCGAACAAAGAUGACAAAAUAGGGAAACCGCAAACAUUAGGGGUAAAUUCUCAGUUGGUAGUGUGCCAGCAUGUUAAUCCGGAGGUCAUUGGUUAGAGAUACUGAACACUAUUGGUAAUUG
Asterias rubens (European starfish) is the source of this 4811-nucleotide messenger RNA. Its product is annotated as zinc finger protein basonuclin-1-like. Lineage: Eukaryota; Metazoa; Echinodermata; Asteroidea; Forcipulatida; Asteriidae. Gene Ontology annotation, biological process: regulation of DNA-templated transcription; transcription initiation at RNA polymerase II promoter. Gene Ontology annotation, molecular function: RNA polymerase II general transcription initiation factor activity; protein binding. Gene Ontology annotation, cellular component: nucleus; transcription factor TFIID complex. The transcript has 4 exons. The coding region runs from base 81 to 3041 and encodes 986 amino acids. The record is from RefSeq and is a predicted model, not a curated record.